This is a messenger RNA of Lepidothrix coronata (blue-crowned manakin), 2100 nucleotides long. RefSeq names its product sorbitol dehydrogenase (gene SORD). Gene Ontology annotation, biological process: D-sorbitol catabolic process. The transcript is spliced from 9 exons. The record is from RefSeq and is a predicted model, not a curated record. Gene Ontology annotation, molecular function: L-iditol 2-dehydrogenase (NAD+) activity; zinc ion binding. Lineage: Eukaryota; Metazoa; Chordata; Aves; Passeriformes; Pipridae. Bases 41 to 1111 code for a protein of 356 amino acids.
GCGGCGGCCCUUGGACCCGGUGCCGCGCAGAGCCCGAGCCAUGGCGGCGGCGGCGGGGCAGAACAUCGCCGUGGUCGUGCACCGAGCCGGGGACCUGCGGCUGGAAGCCCGUCCAGUCCCAGAACCAGGUCCCAAUGAGGUCCUCCUGCGCAUGCAUUCCGUCGGGAUCUGCGGGUCCGACGUCCACUACUGGCAGCACGGACGGAUCGGGGAUUUUGUCGUCAAGGACCCCAUGGUGUUGGGGCACGAAGCUGCCGGGACUGUCGUCAAAGUGGGCUCAGGGGUGACUCAUCUGAAACCAGGUGACCGUGUGGCCAUCGAGCCGGGCGUCCCGAGGGAAAUGGAUGAGUUCUGCAAAACUGGCCGCUACAACCUGUCCCCAACCAUCUUCUUCUGUGCAACCCCCCCCGACGAUGGGAACUUGUGCCGCUACUACAAGCACAGUGCCAGCUACUGCUACAAGCUUCCAGAUAACGUCACCUUUGAAGAAGGAGCCCUUAUCGAGCCCCUGUCAGUGGGAAUCCAUGCCUGUAAAAGAGCAGGAGUCACUCUGGGAAGCAAAGUCUUCGUGUCUGGCUCUGGACCAAUUGGCCUCGUUAAUGUGAUUGUUGCUAAGAUGAUGGGUGCAGCUGCUGUGGUGGUCACAGAUUUAUCUGCCUCUCGCCUACAAAAGGCCAAGGAGGUGGGGGCAGAUUUUACCAUUCAAGUGAAGAACGAGACCCCUCAGGAGGUGGCCUCCAAAGUGGAAGGUGUGCUUGGCUGCAUGCCCGACAUCACUGUGGAGUGCACAGGGGUGCAGGCCUGCAUCCAGGCUGGCAUUUAUGCCACUCGUUCUGGUGGGACCUUGGUGCUGGUGGGGCUGGGGCCUGAGAUGGUGACGGUGCCCAUUGUGAAUGCUGCCGUGCGGGAGGUGGAUAUCCGGGGGAUAUUCCGCUACUGCAACACGUGGCCCGUGGCCAUUGCUCUGCUCGCAUCCAAGCGGAUCAACAUCAAGCCCUUGGUUACGCACCGCUUCCCCCUGGAGAAGGCUCUGGAGGCGUUUGAGACCACCAAGAGGGGUGAGGGGGUCAAAGUCAUGCUGAAGUGUGACCCCACUGACCAGAGUCCCUGAGCUGCUGCAGUGCCCAGCCCUCACCCCACUGCACCGGCCUGCCUGGGACGCGCAGGAUGAGGCUGCAGGAAGGAGGCUGAUGUGGGGCUGUUGUGUGUUUGCAGUCACCUUGCACAGCUGCUUCUUGUAACUAGAAAAUCAAAUGGUGAUGAGGGUGAGUGGCACUGGGAUUCACCAUUAGAGCACUAACAGGUAGCUACAAAUGGACAACCAAUAGUUUGAAUCAAAAUGUUGGGUUAGAAAUGAGGGUUUUCUCAGUUGGCUCUUCUCCUGCAGCCCCCCAGCAGAGCCUGGCUUGAUGCCUCUGUGCUGGGGGAGGUACUGGCACUCCACCUUCUCACCCUGCACUGCUCUGGCUGCAGCCCUUCCUGCAUGACAAUCCCUGGAUGUGAGAUAGCCCUGUGUGAAUAUUCCCCCUUCCCAUUGCACCCCUCAGGGAUGCUCAGGGAUUGUACAGCCUGUGGAACAAAGCCUGGCCAUCCCCCCUCCAUAGGAAGCAUCAGCACAUUCAGGUCAUUCUCUCCAUGCUCUUUGCAAAUAUCCCAAAGCUCAGAGUCCAGGGUUUUUGUGAAGCUGGUCUGGAGGCCAGCUGGGACCACAUCUGCUGUGUCACCCCCCAGCAGCUCCUUGUGGGACCACUUCAGGCUGGGAAACUGGGACUGCUGAGGGCCUUGUCCUUAUGUGGUUCCCAGGGAGGGGCUGCUGUUGGAGGAUACAGCUGCUUUUAGCACAGAGGGAAGUGCAGGGGAGCCAUAAGGGGACAGCAUCAUUCAAAGGUUUUACCACUGUGAACAAAUCAUAAUUUUUUGGGAAUAUUGAGCCUUCCUGCUGAGUUUGUGAGCCAUGAGCAAGGUACUAAUGAGGUAGCAGGUUGCAGAUAAAAUCUAAUCUUUGAUUACAGUCAUGUUAAUUUUAGUACUGAGAGAUCAGUUCCUUCCUUGGGCCGGUACUGAAUUUUCCUCAAUAAAUUCUGCCUACCUGAGACUUAC